This is a messenger RNA of Periconia digitata, 1411 nucleotides long. The record is from the annotation of a GenBank genome assembly. NCBI's taxonomy places the organism in Eukaryota, Fungi, Ascomycota, Dothideomycetes, Pleosporales, Periconiaceae.
CCAGCUCUCACCGUUGCAGUGAUCGGAUCUCGGGCCACCCCUGUCCAGAGGCCCGUGCGGCCACGCCACCACCCCAACGUCAACCCUUGCUCUUGAGCUGUUCAGCUGGAAAGUCUCCCACAAGUCGACGACUGCGCGCCCCGAACAUGUCCAGACGGUGCUGAAAGAUGCCGCGACCUUGCUUCUUCGGGCUCGCGGUCGCCAGCCUUAUCCUGCAAUCCGCCAUCAUGCGCAGCUGAACACUCGACUAUGCCCACGGGGCCCUGUCCACCAUGCAAACAUCCCGCCUGGAGCUCUUGCCCGUGACCAUAGAGACAGUCUCUGUCUGCAGGGUGGACGGGAAGGGCAAGGGCUGGCUAAAUCUAUCCAGAUCGGCUGCUCGCUGCUUGAAUGGCCAUCACGCCAACAUCCAUCUAUGUAUGGAACCGAUGUCUACAGAGGACUGCACUGAGGCGGCGUGGCCUCCUCCCGUCGCUCAGGUAGUCGCUGAGCGGGGCCUUGUCCAUUGAUUGACUGGCGAUACAAAGUCAACAUUCGCCUCCAGCUCCUAUAAAUUCGCCAUGCAUGCAUACAUCCACCCCGGUGCUAAUCCCGCCAGCCAUACACAUACGCACCUGCUGACGACCACUCGAGCGCAGUGUUUCUAGCGCUUAUGCAAAAGGUUCUCCCGUCUUUGCAUCCGAGUUUAUGGAUAUCUACCUGCAUUGAUCAAAGCAUACCACGCUCACAUGCAGAGAUCACCACUUACCUUUUAUACCCCGUCAUAUAUCUUGCCUUCUUCUUUUCCUAUCCAUUGAUGCCUCCUCUCCCUCUUCCAUCUGUGCCUGCGGAAAACACCCGUACCACUACCGCAAGCGUAUUUGGGAAUACAUAUGGUGGUGGAUAUGGGCCUCUUUUCAAGAUUUUCCUUCUCGUAUUAGUCGUCGUGACCGGACUUCGGCUAGCUGUCACGAGAUUUUCGACAAGGGAGCAUGAAGGACAACACAGGAGCAGAAACAAAAUAAAACGAAAAGAGACAACCAACCCGUACACUUCCUUCGAUCCAUGCCGCAAACAUGCAAGACACAAGCUCGCCUCAGAAAGCACGACAUCGACAGCAGAAGAAUCUGUAUAUCCAUGGAUAGCCCCUCCGCAACCUCUCCCUGGCCCAUAUGAUCCUCCAUUCUACCCUCUCCCAACUCUACGGCGACACUCGUAUGAUCCAACCGUCACGAAGGAAAAAACUCCUCAUGCAGAAGCUGCAGAAAUGACAGCGUCUUCGUACACGCGCCGAGUUUCUGCCACGAAUAUCCCUAGAUCGGGAGCUCAAACAUCGCAGACUGCGGCGAGGGUUGUCGUCCGCGGGACAGUUACCAAUUCUAGCAAGGGCUGGAGGAGAAAUCAGUGGGUGGUGGGUGGAGAAAGAGACUAA